AUGAGUUGUCAAGCCUUUCCUUCAACUGACACCUUCAUCCCUUUGAAUUCUGAGUCAUCUCCCACUCUGCCUCUGAUAAUGCAUCAUAGUGCUGCAGAGUGUUUACCCGUCUCCAAUCAUGCCACUAAUGUGGUGUCUACAGCCACUCUAUCAGGUCUGCAUUAUUCCGUCCCUUCUUGUCAUUAUGGAAACCAGCAGGCUACAUACGGGGUGAUGGCAGGUGGCCUUACCCCUUGCCUUUAUAAAUUCCCUGACCACGCACUGAGUGCCAGUUCAUGUGCUCUCAGCCAUAGCUUUACUCCCAUGCAUGCAUCCAUCCUUGGAGAAGACCCUUCCAGCGCUGAUUUUAAGCAGGAAUUCCGCAAGAAAAACAAGCAAAUUGAAGAACCAAUAGACAUGGAUUCUCCUGAGAUUAGAGAACUGGAAAAAUUUGCCAAUGAGUUCAAGCUGAGGAGAAUUAAGCUGGGAUAUACCCAAACAAAUGUUGGAGAAGCUCUGGCUGCCGUGCAUGGCUCUGAAUUCAGCCAAACAACUAUUUGCCGCUUCGAAAACUUGCAGCUAAGCUUCAAGAAUGCUUGCAAACUAAAAUCAAUCCUGACAAAGUGGCUGGAGGAGGCAGAACAAGUAGGAGCUUUAUAUAAUGAAAAGGUUGGUGUGAAUGAACGAAAAAGAAAGCGCAGAACCACCAUAAGUAUUGCGGCUAAAGAAGCCCUAGAAAGUCAUUUUGCUGAACAAAGCAAGCCUUCUUCUCAGGAGAUUAUGAGGAUGGCAGAGGGGCUCAAUCUGGAGAAGGAAGUUGUGAGAGUUUGGUUCUGCAAUCGAAGACAAAGAGAAAAAAGAGUGAAGACCAGUUUACACCAGAACACCUUUCAUUCCAUCAUUAAAGACCACCAAGAGUGCCAGUAA
Eublepharis macularius is the source of this 906-nucleotide messenger RNA. It is a transcript of the gene POU1F1, whose product is annotated as POU class 1 homeobox 1. The transcript is spliced from 6 exons. The record is from RefSeq and is a predicted model, not a curated record. Gene Ontology annotation, molecular function: RNA polymerase II cis-regulatory region sequence-specific DNA binding; DNA-binding transcription factor activity, RNA polymerase II-specific. Lineage: Eukaryota; Metazoa; Chordata; Lepidosauria; Squamata; Eublepharidae. Gene Ontology annotation, biological process: regulation of transcription by RNA polymerase II. The coding region runs from base 1 to 906 and encodes 301 amino acids.